GGCGGGCCGGGCUGUGCGCUCCGCUCUCUGCUGGCUCCGCCGCCGCUGCCGCCGCCGCCGCCGCCGCCACCACCGCCUCACACACUCGGGGAGCGGGAGCACGGCGCGGACGCAAAGCCGCGGGGCUGCUGCGCCCAGAGCCAGCCGGAGCCGGAGCCCGAACCGCAGCGCCAGCCCCAGCCGUGCGGAUCGGCAGCCCCGGCAGGGGCCGGCGGUGGCUCAUGGACAGCGGGGCGGGCGGCCGGCGCUGCCCAGAGGCGGCCCUCCUGAUUCUGGCACCUGCCAGGAUGGGGCCCCUGAGGUGCAGCCCGGGCCCCCGGGGGCAACGGCUACUGCUGUCUUCCAUGCUGCUAGCUGUGCUGCUCCUGCUGGCUCCAUCCCCAGGCCACGCCACUCGGGUAGUAUACAAGGUGCUGGAGGAACAGCCGCCCAACACCCUCAUCGGGAGCCUCGCAGCCGACUAUGGUUUUCCAGAUGUGGGGCACCUGUACAAGCUAGAGGUGGGUGCCCCAUACCUUCGCGUGGAUGGCAAGACAGGUGACAUUUUCACCACCGAGACCUCCAUCGACCGUGAGGGGCUCCGUGAAUGCCAGAACCAGCUCCCUGGUGAGCCCUGCAUCCUGGAGUUUGAGGUGUCUAUCACAGACCUUGUGCAGAAUGGCAGCCCCCGGCUGCUGGAGGGCCAGAUAGAAGUACAAGACAUUAAUGACAAUACACCUAACUUUGCCUCACCAGUCAUCACUCUGGCCAUCCCCGAGAACACCAACAUCGGCUCACUCUUCCCCAUCCCGCUGGCUUCAGACCGUGAUGCUGGUCCCAACGGCGUGGCAUCCUAUGAGCUGCAGGCCGGACCUGAGGCCCAGGAGCUAUUUGGGCUGCAGGUGGCAGAGGACCAGGAGGAGAAGCAACCACAGCUCAUUGUGAUGGGCAACCUGGACCGUGAGCGCUGGGACUCCUAUGACCUCACCAUCAAGGUGCAGGAUGGCGGCAGCCCCCCACGUGCCAGCAGUGCCCUGCUGCGUGUCACCGUGCUGGAUACCAAUGACAAUGCCCCCAAAUUUGAGCGGCCCUCCUAUGAGGCUGAACUAUCUGAGAAUAGCCCCAUAGGCCACUCGGUCAUCCAGGUGAAGGCCAAUGACUCAGACCAAGGUGCCAAUGCAGAGAUUGAAUACACGUUCCACCAGGCACCCGAAGUUGUGAGGCGUCUUCUUCGACUGGACAGGAACACCGGACUUAUCACUGUUCAGGGCCCCGUGGACCGUGAGGACUUAAGCACCCUGCGCUUCUCAGUGCUUGCUAAGGACCGAGGCACCAACCCCAAGAGUGCCCGUGCCCAGGUGGUGGUGACCGUGAAGGACAUGAAUGACAAUGCCCCCACUAUUGAGAUCCGGGGCAUAGGACUGGUGACCCAUCAAGAUGGGAUGGCUAACAUCUCAGAGGAUGUGGCAGAGGAGACAGCUGUGGCCCUGGUGCAGGUAUCUGACCGAGAUGAGGGAGAGAAUGCAGCUGUCACCUGUGUGGUGGCAGGUGAUGUACCCUUCCAGCUGCGCCAGGCCAGUGAGACAGGCAGUGACAGCAAGAAGAAGUAUUUCCUGCAGACCACCACCCCACUGGACUAUGAGAAGGUCAAAGACUACACCAUUGAAAUUGUGGCUGUGGACUCUGGCAACCCCCCACUCUCCAGCACCAACUCCCUCAAGGUGCAGGUGGUGGAUGUCAAUGACAACGCACCUGUCUUCACUCAGAGUGUCACUGAGGUCGCCUUCCCGGAAAACAACAAACCUGGUGAAGUGAUUGCUGAGGUCACUGCCAGUGAUGCUGACUCUGGCUCUAAUGCUGAGCUGGUUUACUCUCUGGAGCCUGAGCCGGCUGCGAAGGGCCUCUUCACCAUUUCACCUGAGACUGGAGAGAUCCAGGUGAAGACAUCCCUGGAUCGGGAACAGCGGGACAGCUAUGAGUUGAAGGUGGUGGCAGCUGACCGGGGCAGCCCCAGCCUCCAAGGCACAGCCACUGUCCUUGUCAAUGUGCUUGACUGCAAUGACAAUGACCCCAAAUUUAUGCUGAGUGGCUACAACUUCUCAGUGAUGGAGAACAUGCCAGCACUGAGUCCAGUGGGCAUGGUGACUGUCAUUGAUGGAGACAAGGGGGAGAAUGCCCGGGUGCAGCUCUCAGUGGAGCAGGACAAUGGUGACUUUGUUAUCCAGAAUGGCACAGGCACCAUCCUCUCCAGCCUGAGCUUCGAUCGAGAGCAACAAAGCACCUACACCUUCCAGCUGAAGGCAGUGGAUGGUGGCGUCCCACCUCGCUCAGCUUAUGUUGGUGUCACCAUCAAUGUGCUAGACGAGAAUGACAAUGCACCCUAUAUCACUGCUCCUUCUAAUGCCUCUCACCGGCUGCUGACCCCCCAGACACGUCUUGGUGAGACGGUCAGCCAAGUGGCAGCCGAGGACUUUGACUCUGGUGUCAACGCUGAGCUGAUCUACAGUAUCGCAGGUGGCAACCCUUACGGACUCUUCCAGAUUGGAUCACAUUCAGGUGCCAUCACCCUGGAGAAGGAGAUUGAGCGGCGCCACCAUGGGCUACACCGCCUGGUGGUUAAGGUCAGUGACCGCGGCAAGCCCCCACGCUAUGGCACAGCCUUGGUCCACCUUUAUGUCAAUGAGACUCUGGCCAACCGCACGCUGCUGGACACCCUCCUGGGCCACAGCCUGGACACGCCACUGGAUAUUGACAUCGCUGGGGAUCCAGAAUACGAGCGCUCCAAGCAGCGUGGCAACAUUCUCUUUGGUGUGGUGGCUGGUGUGGUGGCCGUGGCCUUGCUCAUUGCCCUGGCGGUUCUUGUGCGCUACUGCCGGCAGCGGGAGGCCAAGAGUGGUUACCAGGCUGGUAAAAAGGAGACCAAGGACCUGUACGCCCCCAAGCCCAGUGGCAAGGCCUCCAAGGGAAACAAAAGCAAAGGCAAGAAGAGCAAGUCCCCGAAGCCUGUGAAGCCAGUGGAGGACGAGGAUGAGGCUGGGCUACAGAAGUCCCUCAAGUUCAACCUGAUGAGUGACGCCCCUGGGGACAGUCCCCGAAUCCACCUGCCCCUCAACUACCCACCAGGCAGCCCUGACCUAGGUCGCCACUACCGCUCUAACUCCCCACUGCCUUCCAUCCAGCUGCAGCCCCAGUCACCCUCGGCCUCCAAGAAGCACCAGGUGGUACAGGACCUGCCACCUGCAAACACAUUCGUGGGCACCGGGGACACCACGUCCACGGGCUCUGAGCAGUACUCCGACUACAGCUACCGAACCAACCCCCCCAAAUACCCCAGCAAGCAGUUACCUCACCGCCGCGUCACCUUCUCGGCCACCAGCCAGGCCCAGGAGCUGCAGGACCCAUCCCAGCACAGUUACUAUGAUAGUGGCCUGGAGGAGUCUGAGACACCAUCCAGCAAGUCAUCCUCGGGGCCUCGACUCGGUCCCCUGGCCCUGCCUGAGGAUCACUAUGAGCGCACCACCCCUGACGGCAGCAUAGGAGAGAUGGAGCACCCCGAGAAUGACCUUCGCCCUUUGCCUGAUGUCGCCAUGACAGGCACAUGUACCCGGGAGUGCAGUGAGUUUGGCCACUCUGACACAUGCUGGAUGCCUGGCCAGUCAUCUCCCAGCCGCCGGACCAAGAGCAGCGCCCUCAAACUCUCCACCUUCGUGCCUUACCAGGACCGAGGAGGGCAGGAGCCUGCGGGCGCCGGCAGCCCCAGUCCCCCGGAAGACCGGAACACCAAAACGGCCCCCGUGCGCCUCCUGCCCUCCUACAGUGCCUUCUCCCACAGUAGCCAUGAUUCCUGCAAGGACUCGGCCACCUUGGAGGAAAUCCCCCUGACCCAGACCUCGGACUUCCCACCCGCAGCCACACCGGCAUCUGCCCAGACGGCCAAGCGCGAGAUCUACCUGUGAGCCCCCUUCUGGCCGGCCGGCCCCCCUCCCCCAGCCGCCGGCCAGUUCCCAAAUGAGCCCAUUCCAGGGCCUCACUCUAGACCCUUUCAGCGUGGACUUCCUGGCCAGGGCCCCAAGUUGGGGGUAACACUGGCCUCAUGACCACGCUGGCCCUUCUCCCAUGCAGGGUCCAGGUCCUCUCCCCUCAUUUCCAUCUCCCAGCCCCUAGAGGCCCCUUCCCCUUUAUGGGGCUUCCCCCAGCUAAUGCCCAAGAGGGCUCCUCUGCAAUGACUGGGCUCCUUUCCUUGACUUCCAGGGAGCACCCCCUCAAUUUGGGCAGAUAGUGGAGUCAAGGGUGGGCAGCACACUCCUAACUCAUUGUUUCCCUCAUGGCCGACCAGGGCGGGGAUAGCACGCCCAAUUUUAGCCCUGAAGCAGGGCUGAACUGGGGAGCCCCUUUCCCUGGGAGCUCCCAGAGGAAACUCUUGACCGCUAGGGGCUCCCUGAAGGGCUUUCGUUACCAAAGGUGGGGUAGGGACGGGUGGGUGGGAGUGGAGUGGAGGCCUCGUCUUCCCUUGCUGCCCCUGGGCUGGCCCACCUGCCUGCCACAUGCCCACGUCUAGUCCCAUCUGGGCCCCCCUUCCCUGCUGGUCAUGCAGUGUCUGUAUAUAAGGACCUUGGAAUGACGUUCCCAUUUCUGCCUGAUUUGCAACUUUUAUUGUUGAUGUUGUGUUGUCUUGGGGGACCCCUCUGGCGGGGAACCUGCCCUGUGCCCCCUCCUCCCUGCCGCAGUGCCCCCCCAACCCAGGCCUCUAUUGUUCCAUGUUGUAAAUACCCCUGGGGCCAUGGUGGGAUGGGGGUGCAGGCCAGGAAAACAAUGGGUGGGUGGGGGUGGGGACGGGGGUAACAUUUGCCUAUCAGCAGAGCUGGGCUUUUAUUUAAUUUUUUUUAAAAAAUACAAAUCUCUAUUUUUUUGGAACUGUUGCGCUGUGCCCUGGGGGGGAUCCCCGCUCAGGCUGGCCUCCCACAUCCAGAUGAGCAUCACAGAGGGGCCCUGAGGCUGUGGGGGGCAGCUGGACAGGGGUGGGAUGACUGUGCCUCUGGCCUGGUUGGGUGAGUUGGGAGCAGGAAGGUUUGCUCAGCGGGUGGCUGGGUGCUGCUCCUGAUACAGGGGGCCUGCAUCCUGCCCCCUCCCUGCCUCCCCAACCCCCAGCCCCUGCCAUGACUGACCCGUCAGCCUGUAAAACCACCAUUGCCUUGAUCUCAGGGGGUGGGAGGGCUGCCUCAGGGCACCCUGGGCUCCAGGCCCCCUUCUUCCAGUUGGGCUUCCCUUUGCCAGGGUCAGGGGUCCCAUGGGGGAGGAGGUAGGGAGGUUGGGGGGCAGAGAAGCCCAGUCAGCCAUGAUGAGGUGGAGUUCUUUUCUUCACCUCAGGGGGCCAGGGUGUAAGGGGUGUCCUGCAGAGCCCCCAUCUCCCACUGUGGCCAUCUCAAAGCCUCAGCCCCUCUUCCUUCCAGAAACCCCCACUGCCUUGGCCCAUACCUCUCCAGCUCCCUAGGGGCCCAGGCUGGGAGGCUGGAGACUCAGGGUAUGGCCCUUGCUUGACUUAGUCUAAGCUUGGGGAGGUGGCCCAAGUGUGGGAGGGGUGGGUACAGGCUGCUGGGUCGUCUGGUGCCUUUGGGAGCUGUGCUGCUGGGGUCUUGACUCCUGUACCCCAAAGACCCCACCCCCACCCAGGAAAAGCCAGGGGGCUGAAGAAUCACCCUAUUCUCUGCCCCUUACCCCUAACUUGGCUUGGGGUGACAGUGCUAGGAAAGAGAGCAUUGUUAGGCUGGUAGCCCCAGCAUACAUAGCCCUUCUAUGGAGGGGAAGGGGUAGAGUGGGCUGGGGUGGCAGCAGCCAGGUCUAGGGGUUGGCCAAAGGCUCCUUUCCCUGGGGGAGGCCCAGGAAAUGGGCAGGGGGCUUGUUAAUGAGACAGCCCUUUUCCCCUGCACAAACGGGGCAGGUGCAAUAGUCUCAGAGUUGGUAGUAUUGGGUGCCCAGCUGGUGGGGCAGUGGCCUCAAGGAUUGUCCUGGGUCCUGGAGAUCAGGAUUCUGGCAAGAAGAUUGUAUGAGGCCCAUCUGCUUGGUGGAGAAGGUGGUCCAGACAGGCGGCAUUCCUGGGGUCAGUGGACUCCCAUUGGAAGCCCCUGGUGGCCUGGGUACCCUGCCCUGGUCUUAGAGACCCCUGAGCACUGAGUGGAAGGGCAGAGGAGCAUUUUGCACAAUGGAGAAGCCAGAAGAAAGAGGUGGCCCAGAUGGCUGGGAGGGCUGAGAAGCACAGAGCAGAAGCCCUUCCUACAGGCAAACACAGAGCCCCUAUCCCCCUGGUUGGGGCCAGGGCACUGCAUCUGUUACCAACUGGGCACUGGAGAGAUGAAACCAAAGGUGGGCAGGGGAUGGUGACAGCACUGGGGACUACACCUGUGGGUCCUAGGUCUGUGAAGCCCCUCCCCAAUGCCUGUGUCGUGUACAGUUUUAUGUACCAAUAGGCGACAUUUGGCCAGAGGAGAGCCCCCCUCAAACCCAGCCUGACCCAGUCUGUGUCUUCCUAGAGGGGACCUAGUCGGUCCCCAUCCCCCUACUUCAGGGCAUGUCUCUCAGUAGGGGAAGGGUAUAUGGGGACAUAUUUCUCUCCUAGGGUCCCUGAAGCAUGUCUCACAUCACAGGGUGGGGGGAAGUUCUCUGGGCAUCUCUCAUCUCUGGGGGCUCUCUAGGCCCUAUCUCUCCCCUUGGGAGUCUCUGGGGGACAUGUGUUCCCACUGAGGACCACGGGAGCAUGUCUCGCCCGCUUAUCCAGGCUCUCUGGGGAGCCUGUUUUCCUCCCAGAGUUCCUGGGAGUACUUAAGGCAAGUCAGUCUGGGGCCAUCUCUCUUCCCAGGGAAGGGGGCUAUCUCUGAAGCAUGUCUGGGAAGGGAUGUUUCUGGCCCUGCCCCCAUCUCUCCUACGGGGUUUCUCUGCCCUGCAGCACUUUGGGAUGAGGCUGGGCAUCUCUGAGUUGUCUUUUCUCCUAGGGGCCCUGAGAUACCUCUCUCUCCUGAGGGUGGGGCCUCUGGAGCCAUUUCUUCCCUGGGUUGGGGCUGUCUCCGGGUGUUGGGAGGGCUUGUGUUGGCCAUGAGAAAGUCUCUUAAGGGGCCUCUCCACUGGGGACUUCUCCGGGAGGGGGGACUGUGUCUCGCCCACCGGGUUUCGGGCGGGUGUGUCUGCCCAUGGGGAGGGGAGACUGGGUCUCCUCGGGUUACCUGAUUGGGGAGGGGGGCCGUGUCUCUCUCGUGUGUAGGGGGGUGGGGGUCGGGGUGGGGGGUUUUGGGCGCGUCGGGUGCCCACAUUGGGGUCGUGUUUCUCUUGGUUCGUGCCACUUCCCACCGCCUCGCUCCUCCCGGGAAGGGCCCCCUCCCCCACCCCAUCCCUGGCGCUGCGAGCACAAUCCCGUUGAUUUGUAAUGAUUUCUGUCUCUUUCCGUCUUUCUCUUUCUGACCCCCCCCAACCCCCGCCGCGAGCAUGCGCAGGCACCGCCCCUACCCCCUCCGGUUCGGUUCGUUUCCGGUUUGUUUGCUGAGCUGUCAAUGAAAGACCCGUGUAAUUAUUCCCGAGCUUUACAAUAAAAGUGUGAAAACCGGACCCCACUCCGCUUCUUCCGGGUCCUCGGGCCUGCGUCCCGUGGAUAGUAGGAGCUAAAUCUGGACCUUAGAAAGGGCUGGGGGACGCGAAGGACGAGACUGAGACUUGCACUGGUGUUAAUCGGGGAUGGGGUCGAGCUGACGCGGACUGAGGACAGACCCCGAGUCCAUACACCUCAAAGUGACCCCUGCUAGCUCCGCUGGGUCCGACCUGCUGUGAGCACCCCUUUCCCCCAGAACUCAGGUGCAGGACGGUGUGAGGGUGGCUGCCGAGGAAGGUUGUGCUGCGCUGCCUUCUUCCCCCGGCGCCUCCAAGACGUGCAAUCGUUCCCGGGUGUAUCCAUUCCCACUCCCCACUCUUUGGCAACGAGUGUGAAUUGCGGAACUGGAUGGGAUAAGGGGCGGGAGACAACUGUCUGUCGGGUUCUCCCACGCUCAGGAACCAAAAUUGGAAGUCGAUUUAGGGGACGGCAACCGAAAAGGUCUCAGCCUCGGUCUCCAACUGCGCUCCCCUCCCCCUUUCCGGGCUUGAUCGGCCUCGGCCUCCUCCGUCCGGCUCCCGGGUAAACACCGGCUCCGGAGAAGUCGGAAAACAGAGACCGGAUCAGCAGGUUCCCGGCCCCGCCUCCCGGGGCGCUGCUCCCUCCUCCGACCCCCACCGCGUCGCGCGCUGUUGCUGGGCCCGCGUCCUCGCUCCCCGGCCCGGUGCUGUGUGGGCCUCGCUCCGGACCCCGAGGUCGGUCCAGCAGCUGAGGGAUUAGCCGAGCGCAGGGACUAAUCCCGGAUGAGCCUCGUGUAAACCCGGAUCGACCGCGGGGAAGGCGGGGGUUGCUGGCACCCCUUCAUCCGUUCCCCAGAUGUGGAGCAUCGCGGGGCCUAGAGCCCACCCCGAGGCUCCUUGCUGCUUUCGGAGAGACCCAAGUUGGAGCUGCCGUUGGGGGCGGAGCGGGGCAGGGAAUGAAGAAGGGAAGGCCGGAUCAGACGCGCCGAGAGCCUGGCGGCGGGGUGACGGGGGUGUGGGGAGGAAAGGCACAGGUUUCUUGGGCAGGCUUUGACUCAACAGGGUUAGGUCAGCUCCCUACCUCAAUCUGCAACCCCAAUCCCCCCACCUAUCUCCAGUUACAGAAUCACAGAUCCUCCCCGCUUCCGGUGGCUGUGGCAACCCUUCCCUAAACCUGAGGCCUCACCUCUUUAGGAGAGGCGCUGAAACAGCGGGGGAGGGCCCCACAUUGUCUCCACCCCGACUGGACCCGGCAGUGGAGGCUGAGGAGCUCCUUCUGUCAAGGCCUAGCCCAGGAAAAGAUGUCAGGAGUUAAGGAAGUUGGGGGAGAUGAGGUGGCCGACUGGGUACCAGAAUCCUGUCACUGCUUGAUUUACUCAUUCUAAAAACAUUUCCUGAGCCCCUCCCAUGUGCCAGACCGGCACUGGACCCCAAGAAUGACAUACAGUCUCUGUGGGAAAGGCAGACAGGUAAACAACGACCAUAUCUUUUAUUCGGCCCUGUCUUGAGCCGGAAAUUCUGGCAGGAGACCCAAAGGCACAGUCUCCUCCAAAGUCUAGAGGCUUCCUGGAAGGAGUGGUGCCAGAGCUGAGUUUCAAAGGGCAGAUAAGGGAUAGGCUACUCAGGAAGGAGUCGGCCUUGCAGUCUGAGAAGAAGUGUGUGCCAGGGUCUGGAGGUGGAGGAGAAGGUGAGGUGGCUCAGGAGGGCAGGAGAAGUUGGAGAAGAAGGCAGGGGCCAGAACUAACGACCUGCUGGUCAACUUAAAGUGCUUGGAUUGAAGGGUUGGGGAGGAACCAUUUACAGAUUUUAAGUCUAUGAAAGAAAAGGUCAGAUUUACAUUAUUCUGGAUUCUGUGUUCCUUCCUUCCCUGCCCCAGGUUUCUCUGGUGAUGCCUGGGUUGGGAGUGGAGACACACAGGCAGACAGACAGGAAGAUGAACCAGGUGCAGUUCAGACUAGUUAAGAAUGGUUUCUGGCCAGGCGUGGUGGCUUACGCCUGUAAUCCCAGAAUUUUGGGAAGCCGAGGCGGGCAGAUCAUGAGGUCAGGAGUUUGAAACCAGCCUGGCCAACAUGGCGAAACUCUGUCUCUACUAAAAAUGUCAAAAUUAGAUGGUCGUGGGGGUGCACACCUGUAAUCUCAGCUACUUGGGAGGCUGAGGCAGGAGAAUCUCUUGAACCCGGGAGGCAGAGGUUGCAGUGAGCCGAGAUUGCGCCACUCAACUCCAGCCUGGGCAACAGAGCAAGACCUGUUCUGGAAAAAAAAAAAAGAAUGGUCCCCACCUUCUAUCACACUUGGAAUCAGAGACCUAUGUUAGAAAUCUGGCUGUACCUCCUUCUAGUGGCAUGACCUUGGGCAGGUGACUGAGCCUCAGUUUCUUCCUCUGUAUGGUGGGGAGAAUAGCGCUUACCAUUACUGAAGGUUAUCGUGGGGCUUCAAUGAGAACAUUUGUCCACUCUUUUAUUUAGCACACAUCUAACACCUACUAAGUGGCAGGCACUGUGUCAGGUGCUGAAUAAGACAGGCAUGAUGCCUACUCUCUCUCCGGGAACUUACAUUCUAGAGGAAAGACAGACAAUAAACAAAUAAAUGAGAUAAUUAUAGAUUGUGUUAAAGUGCUGUGAAGGAAACAAACAGUGGGACAUGAGGGAGGGUAACUGGAGGUGGGGAGGGAGGGGCUGCUUUACCCUGCCUAGCUGGGGAAGCCUCUGCAAGGAAACUGAAGGCUGGCCAGUGCACUCCAGCCUGGGUGACAAAGUGAGACCCUGUCUCAAAAAAGAAAAGAAAGAAAGAAAAGUAAAAGAAACCCUGAAGGUUUAUAGCUUAGUAAAGAACAUUCCAGAUAUAAGGAAAUUGCAGAUUCAAAGGCCCUGAGGUGGGAGAAAAAAGCAUAGUCUGAGUACUUACUCUAAGAUGCUAAGCUUCCUGAGGGCAGUUACCUGGAUCUCUCUUUUCUUCUAACCUGGGCAAAGUGAGGAUGAUGGAGGGGAGUUUCCAUCCUGCUGAGGCAACCCCUUUCCCUCCACCUCCAUCCUCUGGAGCAGUAUUGGGGAGAUGUGGGCCUCAUCAGUCAGCCCAUCUGUCCAGCUUAAUCUUUCAGCUGUUCUAUAGCUGCCCCCAACCCCCCUCCCAGUGUCAGGACAGGUCUCAGCCUACUAUUUUCCCAGUGGGUUCUGGGGCUCCUAGUUCUCUUGGGCAGGAGGAGCAGAAUAGGCCCCUCCAGAAUCUGCCAGUCCAGAGCCUAGAUGAAACAGAAUUUAGGAUCUGACCUGCAGGGGCUGAGGGGAGGGUGCUUCCCAGAGGAAGAUGGCCAAGGGGUUUAUGGGGUUUAGGCCUUUUGGAAUCUCCCCCUUGGCCUGGGUCUCACUUGAGGGAGGCAGCCUGGAUCCCUGUCUGAUUCCCCCUCAAGGAAUGUUUCUUGGAACAUGGAUACAUUUCACACAGCCGCCCGCCCCUGCUACAGAGCGCACACGGCUCCUCUCACACACACUCACACACCAUCCAGCUGCACCGUGCGUCUCCAUGGCAACCAGUAGGCCUGGUCCACGGAUGUUAGAAAUAAGUGCCAGAGGAAGAGGAGAGAGAGAGGGAGAGGGAGAAGAGAAGAGAGAGAAGUACAGAGACUUAGAAAGAUAGCCUUCCAAGGAGACCCCUACCCUUUUCUUAUACCCCCUGCCAGGAAGAAGUGAGUGGAUUUGGGCCCUGAGGAUGGAGGAGCUCAGGGUGGGAGCUAAGCAGUAGAUUAGGGGCUGUCUGGACACAGGUAAUGGGCACAGUGGGCAGUGAGGAGUGGGCAAGAUCAAGGGAACUUCUCUUGACAGUCUGGUGUCUUGGGAUAAGAAUUCUUGGUCUAGCCAGGCGCGGUGACUCAGGCCUGUAAUCCCAGCACUUUGGGAGGCCGAGGCGGGUGGAUCACAAGGUCAAGAGAUCGAGAUCAUCCUGGUCAACAUGGUGAAACCCCGUCUCUACUAAAAAUACAAAAAAGUAGCUGGGCAUGGUGGCAUGUGCCUAUAAUCCCAGCUACUCAGGAGGCUGAGGCAGGAGAAUUGCCUGAACCCAGGAGGCGGAGGUUGCGGUGAGCUGAGAUCUCACCAUUGCACUCCAGCCUGGGUAAAAAGAGUGAAACUCCGUCUCAAAAAAAAAAAAAAAGGAAUUAUUGGUCUAGGUGAAAAAGGCAGAGGCGGGGGGUGGGUGGGUAGGGGUGGGAGAUUUGGGGAAGCUACUUUCCCUUCUUCCCCGCCUAAUUGGCUGUGUUCAAGCCGGAAACCACCUCUUAGUCACUUAGUCUAAUUAGAAUUGUACCGGAGAAGACAAUGGGGGAGGGGAAGGAGAAGCAGGGGUGUGAAGGGGGAGGGUGGGUGGAGGCAGAACUGGGUGAAGGUGGGGAUGGGAGUUCCUUACACCACCUGGCAUCCAUUCUAUUGCUACCCAAUGGAUGGGGUGGGCUGUGACUAUACAGGCUGAUGGGUCACUCUAACAGCCCCCCAGCUGCCACUAGCAUCCCCUCACGCCCACCUGCUUUCCACUCUGCCCCUUCUUAUCUGUCUCCUAUAUUUAUCUCUGUCUCUAGUUCUAGCUCUCACUCUCGCUCUCUCCUGCUCACCCUGUCUAGCUCCUCACCUUCCUUUCUCUCCUUCCUGGGAGUCUCCUAAUCUCUGGCCACCAAUGUUUGUCUAUGGAACAGAUGAAGGACAUAGGGUUGCUGAUCUGGGCCGAACCACUGGGGAAUGGAGGAGGAGCAGGAGGAGGGGAUUAUACUGAGAGGAGCCCUGUCUUUGGGGAGAGAGAGAGUAGGGUGGACGCUGGCCUGGCUUGACUCCCCUGCCACACACCCACACAGGUCAGGGUGUGUGUGAGUUUGGUCUCUGGAGCUGGAUGGGCUGACUGUCUCGGACAAGUUACUUAACCUCUCUGUGCAUCAUGUUUUCUAACUAUGAGAUGAGGAUAACACAUUCCAAAAAUGCAGUGUGGAUUUAAGGUGAGAAUGCACAUAAAUUGCCUAGCAUGGUAAAUUGUAAAGGCUCAAUAAAUGGCAGCUUUUGUCAUCA
Molecule: messenger RNA, 12617 nt
Organism: Callithrix jacchus (white-tufted-ear marmoset)
Lineage: Eukaryota; Metazoa; Chordata; Mammalia; Primates; Cebidae
Gene: PCDH1
Product: protocadherin 1
Biological process (GO): homophilic cell-cell adhesion
Cellular component (GO): plasma membrane
Molecular function (GO): calcium ion binding
Source: RefSeq, a predicted model, not a curated record